This is a messenger RNA of Psilocybe cubensis, 210 nucleotides long. RefSeq lists its product as uncharacterized. Lineage: Eukaryota; Fungi; Basidiomycota; Agaricomycetes; Agaricales; Agrocybaceae. The record is from RefSeq and is a predicted model, not a curated record. The transcript has 2 exons. The coding region runs from base 1 to 210 and encodes 69 amino acids.
AUGGCCAAACAGAGUCUUCCUCUCGAAGCUCGUCGAAUACGAACCAUCAUUGUUACGCUGCCUAUUAUAACAGCGUGUUCAUUUGUUUUGUACAAGCGGCUGGUGCUUGGAGAGGAUCAGCGCAAGUUGCCCAGCGCGUUGGACGCUGAGAAUCAGAACAUGAGGAUUUUGGAAACGCAGAAGAAGGAUGGAACGCCAAAGAUUAUUUGA